Oryza brachyantha (malo sina) is the source of this 1090-nucleotide messenger RNA. RefSeq lists its product as uncharacterized. The record is from RefSeq and is a predicted model, not a curated record. Bases 120 to 611 code for a protein of 163 amino acids. NCBI's taxonomy places the organism in Eukaryota, Viridiplantae, Streptophyta, Magnoliopsida, Poales, Poaceae. The transcript is spliced from 5 exons.
AUUUAAUUUAAUUUAAUUGGGUUUUCCGUUAAAGAAAAGGCAAAUAUUUAUCCAACCGCCCGAUCCGAGAUGUACAACUCAGAUCGAACUCCCCAGCCGCUUCAGCGGCGGCCUUCCAAAUGCCGUCCUCCCCGUGGAUCCCCACCGCCGGCGCUCCGCCGCCGCGAGCAGCGCCGCCCGUGGUCUGCUCCUCGCCGUCGGCGCGUCACUCUGUCAAGGAGGCAGGGGCGGCCGCCUCCGACGCGCGGGAGUCGAGGCCUCGCGUCCCGCCGUUCGAGAACUUUGAAAUAGAAACCCGAGAGCAUGAAAAGAAGGUCAACAAAUAUCAGGCUGUGCUUGCAGCUCGUUUGAAGGCCAAAUACUUUUCUAGCAAGGCUUUUGAUAAAGAUUUGUUUGAAGAAAUGACUAUCCAGUCUGAGACCAUCCUUUUAAGCAGGUGCCCGUUUUCAAGUUUAUUUGCAGAUCCAGCAAAAUUUCACCGGGAGAAGAGCUGUUCUAAAGAGGGCAUUUGUCCAUGUUUGACAAAUGCCUCCUUUGCUAAGCACAAUCAUUUAUCUCUAGUUGGUGAAGUAUCGUCAAGGAAAUUACCAUUGUCUUCAGAAAACUCUUAACACCUGUCAUGUGUCAAGUAGCACCUGUCUAUGAAUGCCACCUUGUGAGGGUCUGGUAGUUACGUUUCUAACUGCAUUUGCUAUCUUUAAAUGAGGAGACCUGAAGCAUGUAAAAUAUCAACAGGCCUAAUUUAAACUCGAGAGUUUAGCUUAAUCUUUUGUACCUGUUGAGGAGCAUAUUGAUAACUAUCAACUUAACUCUAUGCAAAACCAUAUGUUGAUAUUAUUCCUCUGGGGGAUGUCUUCAACUUUUUACCUGUCACCAUAGUUAUGUGCAUUGAUCUUUGCAUGUUUUUAUAUUCCUUUCUACCAAAUGCUGUCAUUUUGUAGGGACUAGUAUCUUGAACUUUCUAUAUUCUGUUUUUAGUACCAACAUUCCAGGCCUCCAGUAACAAUUAUUCCAGUGAUCUUCGCUACAUGCAUGACAAGCUUCAUCUGCAACCUGCAAGUGCCCCUGGAAUCAUGACGGACAGAUGUAU